This is a messenger RNA of Peronospora matthiolae, 909 nucleotides long. NCBI's taxonomy places the organism in Eukaryota, Oomycota, Peronosporomycetes, Peronosporales, Peronosporaceae. The record is from the annotation of a GenBank genome assembly.
AUGAGCUGCUCGUGCUGCUGCUGUUGUGACGGGCCAGUGCCCCAUUCACUGUAUUACGUCCCACCUGGUAUCAUUAUAGGCAUAAUCGGGUACUUGUACUCGUCGUUUGUCUUUUUCGCCCAAAAUCGCGUGCUCUUCAGCGGUGCCUCGUCCUGGGAAGUGCUUUUCUUCCACUGCUUGACGGUCCUUCUGUGCUGGUCUUUGGUGCAGACGCUGCGGUCGCAGCACUCGUUUCUGCCUCGUCAGACGCUUUCAAAGCCGCAAAUACAGGCUUUGAUUGUGCAAAAAGUCACGGCACUUUCUGAUGCACAUACUGAAGUCAAGUCAAAUGGCGCCGUGCGCGUUUGCCGAAAAUGUCGCGCAGUGAAACCCGACCGAACGCAUCAUUGUAGCUCCUGUAGACGCUGCGUGCUCAAGAUGGACCACCAUUGUGUCUUCUUAAACAAGUGCAUUGGGUACGACAACUACAAAUUCUUUGUCCUGUUCCUCGGCUGGAGUGCCGCAACGUGUUUGUACCAGAGCAGUCUCUUGUUUCGAUACGUGCUAGCAACUAGUCUUAAUCGAGCUGCGACGCUUUACGUUGUUGGAAAGCUCGUGCUCUUCAGUUCUCACCUACAGAUUGUAAGUGUGUUCGUCGGCAGCGCGUGCCUGGGGAUUGCGCUGGCGUGCUUCUACGUGGUGCAUCUGUACUUUGUGGCCAACAACUACAGCACACUUGAAUACUGUGAGAAACGCGCUGACCCAGAGUAUGUAAACUACUUUAACAUGGGCGUGAUGCUCAAUUUUCAAGAGGUGUUCGGCACCUUCCGCGAGUUUCCAUACUGGUUCGUGCCCGUGCACAGUCCCAGCUUGCUACGACGAGACGGGAAGGCCUUUCCGUUGAACAGCAAGUUCAUAAAGGUUGACUAG